Molecule: messenger RNA, 1724 nt
Organism: Xenopus tropicalis (tropical clawed frog)
Lineage: Eukaryota; Metazoa; Chordata; Amphibia; Anura; Pipidae
Gene: ccdc89
Product: coiled-coil domain containing 89
Exons: 2
Coding region: 272-1276 (334 amino acids)
Cellular component (GO): cytoplasm; nucleus
Source: RefSeq, a predicted model, not a curated record
CUCCCUAAUUCUACACAAGCAGCACUGCAACAGGAAGCCCGUGAUUGGAACAUCCCGCUGCCAGCUAACUCUCUGAUUCGCUACCAACAUAGAGAGGGGGCGGGUCUUUCUUACUGUUAGCAAAUGUGGGGAGAGCACCGACUAUAGGCAACAAAUGAUUGGCUGACAGCCGUUGCCCAUGGCAAUCAGGUAUAGCUGUUGCCCUGGGAGACGAGUGAAGCUUUUGGCACUUGAGCUUCAUACACCGGAGUGAGUUAAAGUCACCAGCGAUAUGCCUGGCGAAGAGGGGGCCAACCGGGGUGGGGAUGGGCUCCCCGCCCUCAAGCAACUCCACAAGCUGCCCUGGGAUGAGAAAAUGGAGAAUGAGAUGCUCCGGUCCCGACUGGACGAACAGUCGCAGCUGAUCUGCAUGCUGAAGCAACGGGCGGACGAGACGCAGCUAAAGUGGCAGCAGCUGGAGCGGGUGAAUGAGGAGCUGGGGAAACAGAGCGGGGAGGCGGCCCGGCGGCUGCAGGCGGAGAGGGAGAGAGGGGAGCGGCUGGAGGAGAGGUUCGCUAUAUUGGCCGCUAAUCACCAGCAAAUCAUCCGCUUUAAGGACGAAUACAAACAGCAGAACCAGGAGCUGCGGGAGCAGUGCGACAGGCUGCGGGAAAGCGAGCACCCCCAACUCCUGCACAGGGACCAGUGUAUCCGGGAGCUGAGGGCCCAGCUGGGCGCCACGGAAGCGAGGCUGAUAGAGCAGGAGGCGAGCUCCGGGCGGAAGUUGGACUCACUCAGGGCGGAAGUGCAGCGGCUGCAGGAGGAGAAGCGAACAGGCGGCCUGGAACUGGCCUCUCUCUCUCACAGCCUAAAGGUUUCAGAGGAAAGCCGUCAUGAAGCUGAAGAGAAGCUGGCACGUCUGGAGGAGAUAAAGAAAGCUGAGAAGGUUGAAGCAGACAAAAGACUGGAAGAACUUAAGAAGGAGAAGCAGGAACUUUUAAAUCUGUGCAUGGAGCGAGGGAGAACCCUGCAAGAGCGGCAGAGAGAAGCUGCUGAGCUCAGUGUUCGGUUACGAGAAGCUGAAAAGUCACUAAAGAAGGCAGAAGAGAGGUACCAAAGAGACAGGGCGGCUGUUGACGCUGAUGCCAGAGUGUCAGAGCUUCAGAGCAAACUGGAAGAUGGUGAAAACCACUUUGAGCAGCUGAGAAGAGAUUUUGAAGCUUACAAAAAACAUAGUGGGGACUUGCUGGCUAAGGAGAGAGAGCUAAACUCAAAAUUACGGCACUUGAUUGGAUGAACACAAUGAGGUGUUUCUAAUGCUGUAGAUUUUACCAUAGAUUUAGGAGAACAGAUGCAAAAAAUGCUGAAUAAAAUAUAGUUGCUAGGACAAAUAUAUACAUUUAUGCUUCUAAUAUUCUAAUAUUUGUACAGCUAUGAAGAGAGAGAGAAGCAAGUGAGAAUCCUCCUGCUGUGAGAUCAAAUAUUAUAUGCAGUAAUACUAAUAAAUAGUGUAGAAAUCUUAUAAAGGCGGCACAACCGCAGAAUGUUCUUAGUAGUAGCCAGAAUAUAACAGAGCAGUUACUGACAUACUACCCUAUUUAUCGGGGUUUCUGAAUGUAGUCUAUGGUGCCUUUUGAUCACUGCUGCUUGCAGUAUGACGCUCAUCAAAAUGCUGCUUUCUGAACUUUAUUGCUGCUUGCUAGUGUGUAUGAGAAGCUCUGCAUUUCAAGAUAGUACUUUUAUGC